UGCGAGCUCCGCUCGGUUCGUUCGGCUACCGCCGUUGCCGCCUCACACACUCCAGGAGCCGAAGCUCGGCGCGGACACGGAGCAGCUCGGGGCUGGUGCGCCUGGAGCCCGAGCCCAGUCCGCCUGAGCCGGAGCCGGAACCCGAGCCCCGCCUGGAGCCGGCUCAUGGACAGCGGAGCCGGGAGCCGGCGCUGCCUCAAGGCGGCCCUCCCGACCCCGCUGCCUGCCAGGAUGGGGCCCCCAAGGUCUAGCCUGGGCUCCUGGUGGAGGCUGUUGCUACCCCCCAUGCUGCUGGCCCUGCUGCUGGCCCCCUCCCCAGGAGCUGCCACCAGGGUGGUGUACAAGGUGCAGGAGGAGCAGCCACCUAACACCCUCAUCGGCAGCCUGGCUGCCGACUACGGCUUCCCGGAUGUGGGACACCUGUAUAAGUUGGAAGUGGGUGCCCCGUACCUUCGAGUGGAUGGCAAGACGGGGGACAUCUUCACCACGGAGACCUCCAUUGACCGGGAAGGGCUGCGUGAGUGCCAGAACCAGCUGCCGGGGGAGCCCUGCAUCCUGGAGUUUGAGGUGUCCAUCACGGAUUUGGUUCAGAAUGGCAGCCCCCGACUCCUGGAGGGCCAGAUUGAAGUGCAAGACAUCAACGACAACACGCCCAACUUUGCCUCCCCAGUCAUCACGCUGAUGAUUCCAGAAAACACCAACGUGGGCACGCUCUUCCCCAUCCCUUUGGCUUCGGACCGCGAUGCCGGCCCCAACGGUGUGGCCUCCUACGAGCUACAGGCCGGACCUGAGGCCCAAGAGCUCUUCGGGCUCCAAGUGGCCGAGGACCAAGAGGAGAAGCAGCCGCAGCUCAUUGUCAUGGGCCACCUGGACCGGGAACGCUGGGACUCCUAUGACCUGACAAUCAAGGUCCAAGAUGGGGGCAGCCCGCCGAGAGCCAGCAGCGCCCUGCUCCGGGUCACCGUGCUGGAUACCAAUGACAACGCACCCAAGUUUGAGCAGCCUUCCUAUGAGGCAGAACUGUCGGAGAACAGUCCCAUAGGCCACUCUGUCAUCCAGGUGAAGGCCAACGACUCCGACCAGGGUGUGAAUGCCGAGAUAGACUACACGUUCCACCAGGCUCCCGAGGUGGUGCGCCGGCUGCUGCGGCUGGACCGGGCCACGGGGCUGAUCACGGUACAGGGCCCCAUAGACCGCGAGGACGUGAGCGUGCUUCGCUUCUUCGUGCUGGCCAAGGACCGGGGCGUUAACCCCAAAAGUGCCCGCGCGCAGGUGGUGGUGACGGUGAAGGACAUGAACGACAACGCGCCCUCCAUCGAGAUCCGGGGCAUCGGGCUGGUGACGCACCAGGACGGCAUGGCCAACAUCUCGGAGGACGUGGCCGAGGAGACGGCCGUGGCCCUGGUGCAGGUGUCCGACCGGGACGAGGGCGAGAACGCCGUGGUCAUGUGCGUGGUGGCGGGCGACGUGCCCUUCCAGCUGCGCCAGGCCAGCGAGACCGGCAGCGACAGCAAGAAGAAGUACUUCCUUCAGACCACCACGCCGCUCGACUACGAGAAGGUCAAGGACUACACCAUCCAGAUCGUGGCCGUGGACUCGGGCAACCCGCCGCUGUCCAGCACCAACUCCCUCAAGGUGCAGGUGAUGGACGUGAACGACAACGCGCCCGUCUUCACCCAGAGCCUCACGGAGGUCGCCUUCCCCGAGAACAACGAGCCCGGCGCCCUGGUCACCGAGGUCAGCGCCAGCGACGCCGACUCCGGCCCCAACGCCCAGCUGGUCUACUCCCUGGAGCCCGAGCCGGCCGCCAAGGGGCUCUUCAGCAUCUCCCCGGAGACCGGCGAGAUCUGGGUGAAGGCGUCGCUGGACCGCGAGCAGAGGGACAGCUACGAGCUGAAGGUGGUGGCGGCCGACCAGGGCAACCCCAGCCUGCAGGGCACGGCCACGGUGCUCGUCAACGUGCUGGACUGCAACGACAACGACCCCAAGUUCAUGCUGAGCGGCUACAACUUCUCCGUGAUGGAGAACAUGCCGGCCCUGAGCCCCGUGGGCAUGGUGACCGUCAUCGACGCCGACAAGGGGGAGAACGCGCGCGUGCAGCUCACGGUGGAGCAGGACAACGGCGACUUCGUCAUCCAGAACGGCACCGGCACCAUCCUCUCCAGCCUGAGCUUCGACCGGGAGCAGCAGAGCACCUACACCUUCCAGCUCAAGGCCGUGGACGGGGGCGUGCCGCCACGCUCCGCCUACGUCGGGGUCACCAUCAACGUGCUGGACGAGAACGACAACGCGCCCUUCGUCACCGCGCCCUCCAACACCUCCCACAGGCUGCUGACGCCCCAGACCCGGCCCGGCGAGACCGUGAGCCAGGUCACGGCCGAGGACAUCGACUCGGGCGUCAACGCCGAGCUGGCCUACGUCAUCGCCGGCGGCAACCCCUACGGGCUCUUCCAGAUCGGGCCGCAGUCCGGCGCCAUCACGCUGGAGAAGGAGAUCGAGCGGCGGCACCACGGGCUGCACCGGCUGGUGGUGAGGGUCAGCGACCGCGGCAAGCCCUCGCGCCACGGCACGGCGCUGGUCCACCUCUACGUCAACGAGACCCUGGCCAACCGCACCUUCCUGGAGAACCUGGUGGGCCACAGCCUGGACACGCCGCUGGACAUCGACAUCGCCGGCGACCCCGAGUACGAGCGCUCCAAGCAGCGCGGCAACAUCCUCUUCGGGGUGGUGGCGGGCGUGGUGGCCGUGGCCCUGCUCAUCGCCCUGGCCGUGCUGGUGCGCUACUGCCGCCAGCGGGAGGCCAAGAGCGGCUACCAGGCCGGCAAGAAGGAGACCAAGGACCUGUACGCGCCCAAGCCCGGCGGCAAGGGCCCCAAGGGCCCCAAGGGCAAGGGCAGGAAGAGCAAGUCCCCCAAGCCCGCCAAGCCCAUGGAGGACGAGGACGACACCGGCCUGCAGAAGUCCCUCAAGUUCAACCUGAUGAGCGACGCCCCCGGCGACAGCCCCCGCAUCCACCUGCCCCUCAACUACCCGCCGGGCAGCCCGGACCUGGGGCGGCACUACCGCUCCAACUCGCCGCUGCCCUCCAUCCAGCUGCAGCCGCAGUCCCCGUCGGCCUCCAAGAAGCACCAGGUGGUGCAGGACCUGCCCCCCGCCAACACCUUUGUGGGCACCGGGGACACCACGUCCACGGGCUCGGAGCAGUACUCGGACUACAGCUACCGCACCAACCCCCCCAAAUACCCCAGCAAGCAGUUACCUCACCGCCGGGUCACCUUUUCGGCGACUAGCCAGGCCCAGGAGCUGCAGGAUCCAUCCCAGCAUAGUUACUAUGACAGUGGGCUGGAGGAAUCGGAGACACCCUCCAGCAAGUCAUCCUCCGGCCCCCGGCUUGGGCCCCUGGCACUGCCCGAGGACCACUACGAACGAACCACCCCUGAUGGCAGCAUAGGAGAGAUGGAGCAUCCUGAGAAUGACCUUCGGCCCUUGCCCGACGUAGCCAUGACGGGCACAUGCACGCGGGAGUGCAGCGAGUUUGGCCACUCGGACACAUGCUGGAUGCCUGGCCAGUCCUCCCCAAGCCGACGGUCCAAGAGCAGCGCCCUCAAACUCUCCACCUUCGUGCCUUACCAGGACCGAGGCGGGCAGGAGCCCGCAGGCGCCGGCAGCCCUAGCCCCCCGGAAGAACGCAACACCAAAAUGGCCCCCGUCCGCCUGCUGCCCUCGUACAGUGCCUUCUCCAACAGUAGCCAUGAUUCCUGCAAGGACUCUACCUUGGAGGAGAUCCCUCUCACCCAGACCUCGGACUUCCCGCCGGCGGCCACACCCUCUGCCCAGACGGCCAAGCGCGAAAUCUACCUGUGAGCCCCAAGUGAGCCCCGACCCACCUCCAGCCCCAGCCGGCUGGCCCACCCCCCACCCGCCAAGGGAGUACCCAGGUAUCCCCGUCCCCAUCAACCGGACCCUUGGGUGAGCCGGCCCGGGGUCCCUCACUUCCUACAUGUCAUCUCUCUUCCCUCCCUGCUCCCCGGGAGCAGGCUCCACUCAUCCCCGUCCAGGUCCAGUCCCCUCCUCUGGGAGACACAUUGCCCCACCAGGGGACCAGGCCUUGGAUCCUUCAGCACCGCUCCUGGGUCCGGCUCCCCAUGCCUGCCCACCUUGGGGAGCAGAAGCCACUGCAGAGCUGGAGUCCCGGGUGGGCCCCCUUCCAGUGACUAAAUUCCCUCCCCCCAAAACUUCCAGGGGACUACCCCAUCCUUCUUGGGGGGAGGGGAGGGAGGCCAAGGGCCAUGACACCCUAAACUAACCCAUUAUCUCCAUGGUGGCUGGAGGGGUGGAGGAAGGUCAGAGCAUCACCCUCAGAGCUCUGAUGUCAGGGGGGUACCCCUCUCUGAAGAUGUCCACAAGGGGGUACCUUGGGGGGGCAGGGUCUGGGAAAUGGGGGGCCUCAAAGGGCUUUAGUUACCAAAGGUGGGGUUGGGGGGGUGGGCAAUGGAAAGGUGGGAGGGCUCCCUCACUCAUGCAGCCCUGAGGCUACCUGCCUGCCCCACUCCCUCCUCCCAGCCCCACCCCCCACUUCCUUCCCUGCUGGUCAUUCAGCAUCUGUACAUAUGGACCUUGGACCUUGGAAUGAUGUUCCCAUUUCUGCCUGAUUUGCAACUUUUCUUGUUGUUGUUGUCUUUGGUCUAGGGACCCUCUGGGGGUGGGGGGCCUGCCUGUUGCCCCCCCCCUCCCCAGCCGAAGUGCCCCUCCUCACCCUGGCCCUAUUGUUCCAUGUUGUAAAUACUCCUGGGGCCAUGGGGAUGAGGGCGGAGCUGGAAAGGGAGGGGAAAGGGGAGGGGGGAGGGGGGACACUGGCCUAUCAGCAGAGCUGGGCUUUUAUUUAAUUUUUUUUAAUACAAAUCUCUAUUUUUUUGGAACUGUUGCGCUGUGCCCUGGAAGGGGGGGUGGGUGGGCGGAGGCAGCAGAGGUUGCCCCCCCCUCCUGCUUCCAGAUAGGUGUCAUUUGAAGGGUCCCCCGGCCUGGGGGUGGGGUGGGGACAGCUGGAAAGUGAGAGGUGGGGGUGGUGUGCCUCUAAUCUGGUUCGGCAGUUUGAAGUAAGAAAGUUUGCUCAGGGGUGGGGGAAGGGCUGAUCCUGGGCUGCCCACUGUCCCCAGCUUGGAGGGAAGGGUUCUGUGUCCUAUUUCUGUCCCCAUCCCAACCUCGUCCCUCACCCCCAAAUAAACAAACAAAAAGCCCCUGCCAUGACUCUAACCCUUCAGCCUGUAAAACCAUCAUUGCCUUUGAUCUCUGGGGGCUGGAAGGGCUGCCUGAGCCCCGGGGCUCCCCUUUCUCCCCUGGCUGGGCUCCCUGGGCUUCCUCUUGCCAUGGUCCUUGGACAGCCUUGGAAAAUAGGGUAGGGGCAGAGCAACUUGACCAGCCAUGGCAGCCCCUCUGCCAUUGUAGGUGGGGGGAGCUCUGUCCAGAAACUCCUGUUUUUCUACUGUCAACAUACAGAGGCCCUUGGCUGUUCUUCCCUCCACAGAACCUUCUCCUCCUUUCCUCUUCAUCCCCCCCCACUUUAGCCCAGCCUGCCAUACCCCUAUUCCCCAGGGGCCUAGGUUGGGGGGUGCGAUGAAAUCUCAGGGUGGGGGCCCUGGACUAGCUUGGCCAUGGGCAUGGGGCUUAGGGGAUGCAAAGUGUGGAAGAGGUAUGGGCUGCAGGGUGGUCCUGUGCCUUUGGGGGCUGUGCUCCCAGGGCUGGGACUGAAGUCCUACUGCACGCCUCGCCCUUUCCUUUUUCCACAGAAGCUCACCCUAGUGAAAGCCCAAAGGCCGAGGAUCUGCCCUGCUCUCUGCUCUCCCUGCCCUCUCCCCCAGUCUCUGCCAUUCUUUUCAGUAAUGGUGCUGGGGCAAAAAGGACUCUCUUUGUCCUCUAAGGCUUGCAGGAAGGGUUGCCCCUUGCAAACAUACAGGAGGGUAGGGUAGAGGGUUGAAAGUGGGUAGAAAUAAAGCUGAAUGGUUGGCCAAGGUCAUUCCUUCAGGCUUAUGACUUAGGGCCCAGUGGGUGGGAUAGGGAUGAGGGAGGGAAAAACUGAGGGGUCUCCUCCUUCCCCUCUCCUUGCACAGCCGGGCAGGUGCAAUAGUGGAGGUCAGAAUGGAGGGUAGGUGUUCAUAGCCUGAGGGGAGAGGAUUCCUCUGGGGACAGGACCUUGAAGGCUAUCUUCAGGAAUCUGGACUAGUGGGGAGGAAGAUUAUAGUUUUAAUCAGAAUGAGCACCUUGGUGAGGGGUGAGAAGGAAUAAUACUUUGGGAGACAUUCAGGCCUCCCAGGUGGCGUGAGAUCUCAACUCUAUUCCAGGGAUUCUGUUUCCUUUAUACUGGAGUCUCUGCCUGAGUCUUAGGGAAUCCCUCUAUACUGGUAACUUUGCUUGUGUCCUAGGGAACCCCUCACAUUGGGGACCCUACUUAGGUUCUAGGGAAUCCCUCUGUGUCAGGGACUGCCUUGAUCUUAGGGAAUCCUUCUGUCCCGGGAACUCUGCCUGUUUUAGGAAGGGAAUCCCUCUGUAUUAGGGACUCUGCCUUGAUCUGAGGGAGUCUCUUUGUAUUGAGAACCCCACAUUGGUUCUGGGGAUUCCCUUUCUUUGGGUACUUUCUACGGUCAUUAGGGCACUGGGACCCCUGUCUGGGGCCAGAGGAUCCUCUGGGCAUUGAGGAGAAGAGGAGCAUUUUGCACAAUUGUUAAGCCAGAAAGAAAGGGGUUGGUCCCCCCACCAGGGCAGAUAAGCACAGAGUAGGAGCCAUCCUCAAUUGCAGGGAGGAGGCCAGAGCCUCUAGUUCUCUGGUAGUGGAUGGGGCACUGGGUCUGCCACUGCUCUGGGGCAACCUGAGAGGUAAAACCAAAGGUGGGUGGGGUGGGGAGGGGGGUGGGGGCUGAGGGUAGUGCCCUGUGCAGACCUUCGAUGUUGGUCCUUAUUCCAUGGAACCUCCCCAAUGCCUUGUCUUGUGUACAGAUUUAUGUAGGAACAGGUGGAGCUUGCUCAGAGGAUCAGAGAUGGAGAGCCCACCCAAUCUGCCAUGACUCUCCUCUCCAGACAAGGAAGGGGAGCUGAUAUCUCUUGAGGCAUGACCUGGGAUUGGGGGCAGAAAAAAGAAGGGCCUUUGGGGGCCCUUCCUCAGGCAUUGUCUCUGGGAUAUCUCCCCUCAAGAACUUUUGAGCAUGCUUCUUCCUAGAGUGGUGUCUGGAGGGGAUACUUCUCCCCCUCGCAGGUCCCUGGGGGCAGGUGUCUUCUCUGGAUGGGAUGGGAAUCUCUGGCAUGUCUCUCCUUUGGAGAAGGGAGAACCCUACGGCAUGCGUCUCCCCCUAGAAUCUUUGGGUUCGUCUCUCUCCUGGGAGGGGCCCAUCUCUCCUCCCUAGGCGGUGUGAGGGUCUCUGUGGCCUGCCUCUUCUCUGGGGAGUUUCUCCAGCAUGUCUCUGUCCUUGAGUGUGUAUGUGGAGCAUGCCUCUCCCCCCGGUGGGGGGGUGUCUGGAGAAUGGCUCUUUCUCUCAGAGACACCUUUCUACUGACGGGUCUCCUGAGGCAUGUCUUUCCCCUAAGAGUCUUUGGGGGGCUGUAUUUCUCUCCUCUCCGGGGUGGGUGGGCUGGCAGGCCUACGGAGCCCCCUCUCUCUUCUGAGUAAUCCUGUCUCCCCAUUAAGGAAUAUCUGAGGAGUUUCCUUGUGGGAUUGGGGGAAAUGCCUCUGAAUGUUGGGGGGAGGGCAAGAGUAGACCGAGUUUCUGGCCACAAGAAGUUUUCUAAGGGUGGGGGGAGUGUCUCCACAUGGGGUUUCUUUGGGAAAAGGACUGUGUCUCUCCUAGUGGGAGAUCCUGGAAGGCUGGGGGGAGGGGGUCUUGUCUCUGCCCAUGGGAGGGGGGGUUUGAGAGGGGAAGGGGAGGCUGUGUCUCCCCCUGGGGGUUCUGAGUGGGGGGUGGGGCAUGUCUCUUAACUGAGGCAUCAGGGGAGGGGGUGAACUCGGGCGUGUCAGGGCGCCUACACUGGGGUCGUGUUUUAUUGGUCUGUGCCGCUUCCCAUCGCCUCGCUUCCCCCGGGAAGGGCCCCCUCCCCAAUUCCCAGUCCCAACCCCGGCGCUGCGAGCACAAUCCCGUUGAUUUGUAAUGAUUUCUCUCUCCGUCUGUCUUUCUUUCUCUGCCCCCUUUGCACCACGCACCUCACCCCUCAACCCCGCGCCUCGAGCAUGCGCAGGCACCACCCUCUCCUUCCCAUACCCACUCCGGUUCGGUUCGUUUCCGGUUUGUUUGCUGAACUGUCAAUGAAGAGACCUGUGUAAUUAUUCCUAAGCUUUACAAUAAAAGUGUGAAAACCGGA
Molecule: messenger RNA, 8343 nt
Organism: Antechinus flavipes (yellow-footed antechinus)
Lineage: Eukaryota; Metazoa; Chordata; Mammalia; Dasyuromorphia; Dasyuridae
Gene: PCDH1
Product: protocadherin 1
Exons: 5
Coding region: 166-3864 (1232 amino acids)
Biological process (GO): homophilic cell-cell adhesion
Cellular component (GO): plasma membrane
Molecular function (GO): calcium ion binding
Source: RefSeq, a predicted model, not a curated record